GCAUUUGCGUUUCGCCCGUUAACUCUUUCUCUCUCUCUCUCUCUCUAAUUCAACACCUCAAGUGCGGCAAACAGUUUGAAAACCAUUCAACCAAUGACGACGUGCUCUUCUUCUUCUUCUUCUUCUUCUUCUUCCUCAUCAUUGGCCAAGUUAUGGAUUGUGCAUGGUAUUGUGGCUGGAGCUGCGAUUGCUGCUGCUUUCGGUGCUCGUGCUUAUCUGGGUAGAUUCAGAAAGUUCCGAAGCCGGGUUGUAGGAAUCAUACCUGCUCGUUUCGCUUCCUCUCGGUUCCAGGGCAAGCCACUAGUCCAAAUUCUAGGGAAACCCAUGAUUCAGAGAACUUGGGAAAGAGCAAAAUUAGCAACUACCUUGGAUCACAUAGUUGUGGCAACGGAUGAUGAAAAGAUUGCAGAGUGUUGUCGUGGAUUUGGGGCAGAUGUGAUAAUGACUUCAGAAUCUUGUAGAAAUGGUACAGAAAGAUGCAAUGAAGCUCUUGGAAAGCUAGAAAAGAAAUAUGAUGUUGUUGUCAAUAUUCAGGGGGAUGAGCCUCUCAUUGAACCUGAGAUAAUUGAUGGAAUUGUUAAAGCACUGCAGGCAUCCCCAGAUGCAGUGUUUAGUACUGCUGUAACAUCUUUAAAGCCUGAAGAUGCAUUUGAUCCCAAUAGAGUGAAAUGUGUGGUGGAUAAUCGAGGUUAUGCUAUUUAUUUUUCAAGGGGACUCGUUCCUUCUAAUAAAUCAGGAAAAGUCAACCCACAAUUUCCAUAUUUGCUUCAUCUUGGGAUUCAGAGCUAUGAUGCAAAUUUUCUAAAGAUAUAUCCAGAACUUCAACCUACUCCAUUGCAACUAGAAGAAGAUCUGGAGCAGCUUAAAGUCCUUGAGAAUGGUUAUAAAAUGAAGGUGAUAAAAGUUGACCAUGAGGCACAUGGUGUUGACGCUCCAGAGGAUGUUGAAAAGAUAGAAACUUUGAUGCGUGUGCGGAAUUUGUCCUAGUUCAUACAAUUCAAAUUAGACCAUUGAUUUUAAGUUGGAUUAUAUUAAAUGCUGCUUCUUAUCCCUUUUUUUUCUUCUGUGUUUGUUUUGGUAUCAUGUUUGUAUAGUAAGUAUAGUGAACUAGCAUGUAACGUUUUGCAUAUUUUUACCAAUUGCUGUUGUACUUGGAAGGUAUGUGAUUUUGUAUGCUGCAAUAUUUUUUUAAUACCGUUGGACCCUUCUGUUA
This is a messenger RNA of Hevea brasiliensis (rubber tree), 1213 nucleotides long. RefSeq names its product 3-deoxy-manno-octulosonate cytidylyltransferase, mitochondrial. Gene Ontology annotation, molecular function: 3-deoxy-manno-octulosonate cytidylyltransferase activity. The transcript has 8 exons. Lineage: Eukaryota; Viridiplantae; Streptophyta; Magnoliopsida; Malpighiales; Euphorbiaceae. Gene Ontology annotation, cellular component: cytosol. The coding region runs from base 94 to 987 and encodes 297 amino acids. The record is from RefSeq and is a predicted model, not a curated record.